Messenger RNA from Aethalodelphis obliquidens (Pacific white-sided dolphin), 1561 nucleotides. It is a transcript of the gene NT5C3B, whose product is annotated as 5'-nucleotidase, cytosolic IIIB. The record is from RefSeq and is a predicted model, not a curated record. Gene Ontology annotation, cellular component: cytoplasm. The transcript is spliced from 8 exons. Gene Ontology annotation, molecular function: 5'-nucleotidase activity; magnesium ion binding. NCBI's taxonomy places the organism in Eukaryota, Metazoa, Chordata, Mammalia, Artiodactyla, Delphinidae. Bases 315 to 1193 code for a protein of 292 amino acids.
CGACGCCUGCGCAGUGAGGCCGCGGGGCGGUCGUUGUGCCCACGCCGCCAACAGGCCGGCGAGCGCCAUGGCGGAGGAGGUGAGGCGGGAGGAGGAGACCGGCGUGGGGCGGGCCCCGAAACCCCGGGCGCUCCGAGACCCCCACCGGGCCGCCUGGGCCUCGCCGCGCCACUGCGGCCCGUAGGCGCCCAGGCCCGGCCGGAGCCCCCGCUCGUCCCCCGCGCCCCCGGCCCGGCCUCGCCGGCCUCCCCUUGGGCGCAACGCGGUGCCGGGGUCAGCGGUUCUCUCGGGUCUCGGGACAGGUGAGCACCCUGAUGAAGGCCACGGUUCUGAUGCGGCAGCCCGGGCGGGUGCAGGAGAUCGUGGGCGCCCUCCGCAAGGGCGGGGGAGACCGCUUACAGGUCAUUUCUGAUUUUGACAUGACCUUGAGCAGGUUUGCAUAUAAUGGAAAGCGAUGCCCUUCUUCUUACAAUAUUCUGGAUAACAGCAAGAUCAUCAGUGAGGAGUGCCGGAAAGAGCUCAAAGCGCUCUUCCACCACUAUUACCCAAUUGAGAUUGACCCACACCGGACCAUCAAAGAGAAGUUACCUGACAUGGUGGAAUGGUGGACCAAAGCGCAUGAGCUCCUGUGCCAGCAGAAGAUUCAGAAGUUUCAGAUAGCCCAGGUGGUGAGAGAGUCCAACGCAAUGCUUAGGGAUGGAUACAAGACGUUCUUCAACACCCUCUCCCAGAACAGCGUUCCCCUUUUCAUCUUCUCCGCGGGCGUUGGGGAUAUCCUGGAAGAAAUCAUGCGGCAGAGGAAAGUGUUCCACCCGAACAUCCACAUCGUCUCUAACUACAUGGAGUUUGAUGAAGAUGGCUUCCUAAAGGGAUUCAAGGGCCAGCUCAUACACACCUACAACAAGAACAGCUCCGUGUGCGAGAACUCUGGUUACUUCGAGCAGCUUCAGGGCAAAACCAACAUCCUCCUGCUGGGAGACUCCAUGGGGGACCUCACCAUGGCUGAUGGGGUUCCUGGCGUGGAGAACAUUCUCAAGGUUGGCUUCCUAAAUGACAAGGUGGAGGAGCAGCGGGAGCGCUACAUGGACUCGUAUGACAUCGUGCUGGAGAAGGAUGAGACGCUGGACGUGGUCAACGGGCUGCUGCAGCACAUCCUGCAGCAGAGGGACUGGACAGAGAUGCAGGGCUCCUGAGGGCGGGCCGGGGUCAGGCCCCGCGGGCUGUGAUGCGGACGGGCUUCACCGGAAGGCUACUCUGCUCUGAGCACUGCUCCUGCCUGUGCUGCAGAGAAGAGUCCGGGCGGCCGGGAGCUGCUGGCCCACGCCCCUCCCUCCCCCUUUCCCUGGCUUCGUGGUUUGUGUUCUGCAGAGCCUUGAGGGAGCCCUGCCAGCCCGGAGGGCAGCAAAAGCCAUUCCAGAUGAACUGUGGACCUACACAGUGUUAGCACUUUAGGAAUCAUUUGGUCCAGGGAAUCUUUUUUCCAGUAUUUUUUAACAUGGGAAGCUGCUCUUCAAACAAAUCUAAUAUGUGAAACAGAUCAAAAUAAAAAAAGGAAAACACA